GACUGACUAGCCUUGCAAAGCUACUUGAUGGCAUUUUUUUCUCAUCUUUUUUUAUUUUAUUUUAUUUUAAAAAAGCAUGUAUGUAUCAAUUUACAAUUUUAUUUCUUAUAUUUUAGAAUACCAAUUUAUCUAUACUGUCUUAAAGAUCAACUGCUACUUGUCUUUCUGUUAUGUAUCUUUUUGUAUUUGAAUGUUCGCAACUAUCUUGACUGAAGGACUCGUCUAUUGUGUUUUAUGUUUUAGCAUAAAGUGUGUAACACAUGAAUGGACUCUUUUAUUAAAAAUCUAAAAAAAAUGUAAAGAGGAUAAAAUAAUAAAUAAAUAAAAAAGUACGUGUAAACUAAUUCAAACCAA
This is a messenger RNA of Cokeromyces recurvatus, 354 nucleotides long. RefSeq lists its product as uncharacterized. The record is from RefSeq and is a predicted model, not a curated record. The transcript has a single exon. Lineage: Eukaryota; Fungi; Mucoromycota; Mucoromycetes; Mucorales; Mucoraceae. The annotation marks the transcript as partial.